Molecule: messenger RNA, 806 nt
Organism: Closterium sp. NIES-67
Lineage: Eukaryota; Viridiplantae; Streptophyta; Zygnematophyceae; Desmidiales; Closteriaceae
Source: the annotation of a GenBank genome assembly
GUCUCGCGCGUGAAAAAGAACCUAGCAGACUUGCGCCCGUUUGACGAGUCAGCCAAUAACGCGGACAGUGGAGCCAGCAAGAAUGCGGACGGCGGAGCGGGCGCGGGGCCAAUGGGGAGAGAGACCGUGCAAGGCGGAGGAGGAGGGCCUUCAGGCAGACAAGGGCCCGCAGCUAGUAGUGGAUCGGCUUCAGGCGGCGGCGUUCCGCGGAGGAGACGAACGGCUGGCGGGUGCAGCUUCGACAGCUCCUUCGAUAAGGUCGUCGCCGCGCCCAGUCCGUUUGUGAACGCGAGUGACAGCGAGGCCACGGUGGGCCGCAGGUCAGCAGCAUCCCUCACUGCGGCCGCUCAUCAACCGCCGCUCCCGCUGCUGCCGUCUCCUCCAGCACACCACCGCCUGCGCUCACUGCCAGAGCGCCUCUCGGCGGCAGCCACGGGGUGCCGCCCGUGGGGGGGUCAGGUGGGCACAGCAGAAGCAGGUCGCACGGGUCGGGGCGGCUGCUGUCCCGGCUGGCGCAGCAGCCAGACGUGGGGCUCGCAGGGGAUGCAGGGGAUGCCGGCACUGCUGCCGCUGCUUCCGCUGGUGCUGGUGCUCCUGCCGUCACUGCUGCUGCUGCUCAGCUCGAAGGUCGUAGUCACUCACAGGGCAGUGAGGGGCCCAAGGGCAAGAGCAAGAGCCGUGGGAGCCACGUGGAGGGGAAGAGCAACACAGAUAAAGCGCCGCCAGUGGAGCCACUCGCCAUGCUCCCACCACCUGAUGCACCCCAAAUUGUGAAGUGCCAGAGCUGCUUCAAGUCGCUAGCAGUG